GAGACAAGAUAGAGCGAGAUCCCUCCUCCCUCUUCUCUCCCCUUCCUUUGUCUCCAAGCUAAUGUCGGGGAUGAAACUUGCUGAUUUUGACCGGGAUGUGGGCUGCUGCAGUUGCCUUGGGUUUCUCAGAAAGUCUGAUAGUGAUAUGGAUCGCUUCCUUGAGGAUGAGUUUGCUUAUGAACGCAUGCUGAGUAGUGGCAAUGGAUAUCAUUCUGAGGACUAUGAGAAGGCUUUUCAUUUGCCUGGGAAAGAUAGGGUGAUCUGUAGAGAACACCCUGUGAAGGAAACAACAGUUCUAGUGCGAAGUGAGAAUGCAGAUGGCCACAGAAUGGUCAAUGAAUAUGUUCGGGAGUGCAAUAUCGGCCAUGGAAGCUAUGGCAAAGUGGUUUUGUACCAGAGUAAUAGUGAUGGAAAGCAAUAUGCAAUUAAGUGCAGGCAUUUUACAAGUCUCGAUUGGCAAAAGUACGAGUUUCAUCUUUUGAAACAGCUCUUACAGAUGUGCGGAGGGAGGUUAGAGCUUCUGGUUUCAAUUUUGAAGACAUUGCAGCACCCUAAUAUCGUUAAUCUUGUUGAGGUGAUUGAUGACCCUGAUUCAGAUCACUUUUACAUGGUUUUAGAGUAUGUAGAAGGCAAGUUGGUAUAUGAUGCUUCUGGAAUGUGUGAUGGGAUUGAGGAAGAUACUGCCAGGAGGUACCUGAGGGACAUAAUUUCUGGGCUUAUGUAUCUGCAUGCUCAUGAUAUCGUGCACGGGGAUAUAAAACCAGAAAAUAUUUUGGUCACAGGAAAUGGAACAGCGAAGAUAUGUGAUUUUAGUGUGAGCCAUGCUUUUGGGGAUGGUAAUGAUGAACUGCGAAGAUCUCCCGGGACUCCUGUUUUUACAGCACCUGAAUGUUGUUUUGGUUCAAGCUAUCACGGAAAAGCUGCCGAUGUAUGGGCUGUAGGUGUGACAUUAUACUGUAUGAUAUUUGGAAAAUGCCCCUUUAUCGGGGAUUGCUUGCAAGAUACAUAUGAUAAGAUUGUCAACAGUCCUUUGGAACUCCCCGAAGAUAUGGAUUUCGAGCUCAGUGACUUACUUCAAGGACUUCUUUGUAAAGACCCGAAGCGGAGGGUGACCUUAAAUACGGUGGCAGAACAUCCAUGGGUGGUCCGAGAGGACGGUCCCCUGCCUCGCUUUUCAUGUCGAUGCAAAUCCAGAACUAUUGGAGCUAAAACUGAAAUCAUUGUCACUUGAAACACUCUCGAAUCGAUUGACAGGAAUCUUUUGUUCUAAAACCUUUCUCAAUUUUAUUUUUCUGAUUGUCAGAUUCUCCAAAUCCCUUCCCAUGUGCAAUUAAGAAAUGUAAACAGAUAUCUUUAUUUUGGGAGAAAUUGUAAUUGCAGACUUCAUUUCUAAAAUUGAGGUCUGAGCCAUGUUUAAGUUA
Messenger RNA from Dioscorea cayenensis subsp. rotundata (Guinea yam), 1421 nucleotides. RefSeq names its product serine/threonine-protein kinase GRIK2-like. NCBI's taxonomy places the organism in Eukaryota, Viridiplantae, Streptophyta, Magnoliopsida, Dioscoreales, Dioscoreaceae. The record is from RefSeq and is a predicted model, not a curated record. Gene Ontology annotation, cellular component: cytoplasm. Gene Ontology annotation, molecular function: ATP binding; protein serine/threonine kinase activity. The coding region runs from base 62 to 1231 and encodes 389 amino acids. Gene Ontology annotation, biological process: intracellular signal transduction; protein phosphorylation. The transcript has 12 exons.